Molecule: messenger RNA, 2721 nt
Organism: Triticum urartu
Lineage: Eukaryota; Viridiplantae; Streptophyta; Magnoliopsida; Poales; Poaceae
Product: ADP-ribosylation factor GTPase-activating protein AGD2
Cellular component (GO): cytoplasm
Molecular function (GO): GTPase activator activity; protein binding
Source: RefSeq, a predicted model, not a curated record
UGAGUGGCCUCCUUCACCGACCCACGAAAGAGAACAGCUCCACGCGACAGAGAGACAGCAACUGCCCGACCGCACUCCUCUUCCACCUCCCGCCCACGCCCAGAUCUCCCGGAGCUUCCAGAGAGCAGCCUCGCCCCCACUCGAGGACAGACAUGGCGGCCUUCACCAAGCUCGAGGACUCCCCCAUGUUCCGCAAGCAGGUCAAUUCUUUGGAACAACUUACCGAUGAACUGAAACAGCGGUGUUCAAACCUUCAUAAAGGAUGCAAAAAAUUCAUGGGAUCUCUUGAUGAAGGAUAUGCAGGAGAUCUAUUAUUUGCUGACGCCCUAGAAGCUUUUGGUGCUGGUCGAGAUGACCCUGUUAGCGUUGCCAUUGGAGGGCCUGUAAUGUCCAAGUUCACUACUGCUUUUAGGGAGCUUGGAACGUACAAGGAGCUCCUUCGUUCCCAGGUCGAGCAUAUGCUUAGUGAACGUUUGACGCAAUUCAUUAACGAGGAUCUGCAUGAUGCAAAGGAUUGUCGACAGCGUUUGGAUAGGGCUACAAUGAGCUAUGAUCAGGCCCGUGAAAAAUUUGUGUCAGUGCGGAAAGGGACUAGAGCAGAAGUAGUGACCGGACUUGAGGAGGAUCUACACAAUGGCAAGUCAGCUUUCGAGAGAUCCCGCUUUAACUUAGUUCAUGCCCUUGCAAACAUUGAAGCAAAGAAGAAGUACGAGUUCUUGGAAUCAAUAAGCGCGGUGAUGGAUGCCCAUCUAAGAUAUUUUAAGCAGGGAUUCGAGCUACUGAGCCAAAUGGAACCAUUCAUUCACCAGGUUCUAACAUAUGCGCAGCAAUCAAAAGAAAUGGCUAUGAAUGAGCAAGAUAAACUUGCAAAGAGAAUUCAAGAGUUCAGAACUCAAGAAGAAAUAGCAAACUUGAGAAUGGCUAGUAAUGUAAACACAUCUACGAGUGGUGAUGGCAUACAUGUUGUUGGUCUUCAAUCCUAUAAAAAGAUUGAAGCCUUAAUGCAGUCAACUGCCAAUGGCCAGGUUGAAAUAAUUAAACAAGGUUAUCUCUUUAAGCGUUCUGAAAAUCUACGAGGAGAAUGGAAGAGGAGGUAUUUUGUUCUUGACAGCCAUGGGACUCUGUACUACUACGGGAACAAGGGAAAUAAACAAUCGCAAGGAGUGGCAUCACAGCAAACUGCUGAACCGACUGGUGUAUUUAGUCGCUUCAGAUUCUUAAAUCCAAAAGCUUCAUCUCAGGGGGAUGAUUCUCUUUCAUGUCGUACAAUUAAUCUCAGAACUUCAACAAUUAAGAUGGAUGCUGAAGAAAAUGAUUUAAGAUUUUGCUUCAGAGUAAUCACUCCCAUGAAGGCAUACACUUUACAGGCGGAGACAGAGGCUGACCAAAAGGACUGGAUCGAAAAAAUAACAGGAGUUAUUGCAUCACUGCUGAAUUCACCAUUUUCGCAUCAGCCGCCAUAUGGGAAUCUAGCAGCAGAAAGUCAUGGUUCUGCAAGUUCUCUUGAUUCUGCUGCAUCUCUUGAAGAGAGCAAAAGUUCAGAAGCACACAGUGAUGCAAUAAACCAUCUCAGGAAUAUCCCUGGAAACGACAGUUGUGCAGAAUGUCGUUCUCCAGAUCCUGAUUGGGCAUCUCUAAACUUGGGUAUUCUUAUUUGCAUCGAGUGCUCAGGGGCUCACAGGAAUCUUGGAGUCCAUAUUUCAAAGGUUCGAUCCUUGAGAUUGGAUGUGAAAAUAUGGGAGCCAGUAAUUAUUGAUUUGUUUCGUGCACUUGGAAAUGAUUACAAUAAUUCCAUUUGGGAAGCUUUGCUUCCAAAAGAAGAUCAAGGAAUGGAUGAGUCAAAUAGCGCUAUCCUGUUCAUGGAAAAGCCUAAACCUACUGAUGCAUUCUCAAUAAAGGAAAGGUUCAUACAAUCAAAGUACGUGGACAAACUUCUUAUUGCCAAAGACGCCAAUCAAAUUACCAUUGGUAUACUGGAAGCUAUAAGGACAAAUGAUGUGAGAGCAGUGUAUCGCAUUCUUGUGUUGGCUGAUGCAAGCCCUAACAUGACAUACGAUGAGUUGAACAACGACGUUAAUCAUGUUCUACCAGUAACAGACAGGAAAUUAUUUGAUCCAGCCUCUUGUGAGAAAAUAGAGGAUUCCGGGAGACCGGAAGGUUGUCUGCAAGGCUGCUCCUUAUUGCACUUGGCAUGUCAACAUGGUCAUCCUGUACUAGUGGAGCUUCUGCUACUUAUGGGCGCGGAUAUUAAUAAGCGGGAUUUCCAUGGACGGACACCAUUGCACCAUUGUGUCCAAAAGAGUAAUGAUGCCCUUACCAAGCAUCUACUGAAGAGGGGUGCAAGAACAACAAUUAAAGAUGGCGGGGGCCUGACUGCUUUGGAGAGAAGAAUGGAGCUUGGAGCAAUAACAGAUGAAGACUUGUUCAUAUUAUUUGUGAGGUGAUUGUGGAACAAUACUCCUAGGUUGUGCCGCUGUAGCCGUAGCAAGCAAAGCUCGUCUGUAUCUGAAGGAGGCGUCGUGCCACCUGUUUUAGCAUCUUCUACACUUUUACAUCGGAAGACAAGACAAAACACUUACUGGAGAUUAUUGUAUCUGACCUUUGCACUGCGUCGCUCCUUUGUAUUACAACUAUAGGCUAGUAGUUUGUAUGAUUUCCCUUUUGUGAAGCAUAUCAUACUAUACUAUAUAUACAUUUGGGCAAUGUAAGCCUGUUUUAUCU